AUGAAUGUACUUAAGUUUCUUAUAGAUGAUCGCAAGCUAAGCCCAAAAUUAGUUGAUGAAAUCGGUAAUACGCCUCUUCAUUAUACGGCUUAUAAUGAUUCUGUAGAAGCAUUCAAAUUUUUGCUUCAGUCCGAGAAAAUUGAUGUUAACGAUUGCAACAUUACAGUCAACAGAUAUCAGUACCUCAUUAACAUUGUAGAUGAAAAUGGCAAUACUCCUUUUCACGAAGCAGCUUCUAACGAUUCAUUAGAAAGUUUUAAAUAUUUACUACAAUGCACAACAUUUGAUAAUCAGACAUGUAACCAAAAAGGUGAAACUGUUUUACAUAGAGCUGCUUGUAAAAAUUCUAUGAACGUGUUAAAGUAUCUAAUUGAUGAGCUUAAUAUGAGUCCAACUCUAGUUGAUAUACAUGGCGAUACACCACUCCAUGUUGCAGCUUUUAACAACUCCCUUGAAGCUUUCAACUAUUUGUUAAAGAUUGAAAAAUUAAAUAUUAACGAUUGCAAUGAUAAAGGUGAUACCGUUCUACAUAAAUCUAAUAAGUUGCUCUUAUGGAAGAGAAAAUUAGAAGAUCAAGAAAUUGACUGUUUUCCUGCUUUACAAGGUAUUCUUCAAGAAAACUCGAUAGAGAUCCUCGAUCCCUCUUUAAAAAAUAUGUUUACACAACGCUUGUUAUCAUUGAGCGAACACUUUGAGAAAUAUUUUCACGAAGAUCUGGAGUAA
Diabrotica virgifera virgifera (western corn rootworm) is the source of this 723-nucleotide messenger RNA. RefSeq names its product ankyrin repeat, PH and SEC7 domain containing protein secG-like. The record is from RefSeq and is a predicted model, not a curated record. NCBI's taxonomy places the organism in Eukaryota, Metazoa, Arthropoda, Insecta, Coleoptera, Chrysomelidae. Bases 1 to 723 code for a protein of 240 amino acids. The transcript has 3 exons. Gene Ontology annotation, molecular function: protein binding.